Cooperia oncophora is the source of this 867-nucleotide messenger RNA. The record is from the annotation of a GenBank genome assembly. NCBI's taxonomy places the organism in Eukaryota, Metazoa, Nematoda, Chromadorea, Rhabditida, Trichostrongylidae.
AUGCUGAAACGUAAAUUCAACCAGUUCAGGUCAUUCCCAGAAGAAGUCCGAGAACAGCUGCUGUCUCUAAUUUCCACGGUUUUCCCGGACAAUCAACGUCCACCGGAACAAAUCCUCGACGUGAUUACCGAGUGCGUCAGAAAAACUGAUCUGCUGACGAUUUUCCGUUACGGUGAAGGGCGAUCAGAGGAUGUCGAUCAUGCCAUACUGACAGCGGUGUUGAAGCGGCAGAAUCUCAGCCCGCCUGAACAGUUAUCACUAACACUAUCGUGGAACCGAGUUGAUGUCGCUCGAUCGUGCCUUUUUUCUGGAGGACGUCAUUGGCCAAUUCAUGCCCUUCAUUCUGCCAUGCAUGACGCACUUCGUCUAAAUCGGGUGGAUUUUGUAGAGUGCCUAUUGGAGAAUGGAGUAUCUAUGAAAAAUUUCCUUACUAUAGCUACACUGGAGCAACUUUACAACCUCGACGACGAUGACGAGCACAGUGUACGAUUUCUUGUCGAACAUACCUCACCCACUACCUACCUCACUUUGCCUGACAUAGGAAUGAUUAUCGAAAAACUAAUGGGUAACGCUUACAAGCACUAUUACACCUCCAGAGUUUUCAAGAAUAACUACGAAAAAUUCCGGAAAAAAGCGCAGCUCUCCCGUCUGAGCAGUCUUCAUAUCCGAUUGGUCGCAAAAACAUCACCGAAACGACGGAAAAGUGCGGACUGGGUAAAUCCAAAUGAUGAUACUCCUCCGGACUUUGCUUAUCCCUUCAACGAUCUCAUUCUGUGGGCUGUGCUCACCCGACGGCCUGAAAUGGCCAGAUGUAUGUGGCUUCAUGGAGAAGAUGCUAUGGCUAAAAGUCUCGUUGCAGCCAGGUAA